GAAAACCCGGGAAGAAGGAAGCCAUCGUCUUGGAAAGGAAAAAUGUCACUGAGGCAAAUCAUCAAACACUUUCCGUACGUUCCAAAUCCAAAACCUUUUCCUUUCCUUUCCAAUUCCCUUCGCUUUUCUUCUUCUUCCCUGUCGAUUCUCUCAACUCAGGACUCGUCAGCCAACUCGGCAUCCGAUGCGGAUCCAUACAAUCUUUUGAAGCAGGACCCAUUUGAUAUCUGUCUUUCGAUAUGGGUCAAAUCAUUCUCUUCACCAACAAACGCCACUUUCCCCAACCUCUCCGGCUUCCUUUCGAAAUUAGACCUUUGGGUCUUAGCCUACCAACGCUCUUGCGCUCACUUCACCGGCACGUUCCCUCCCCGCAACGCCAUUCACUCCCAGACUCUCAAUUCCAUUCUCUCCCUCCGUAACGCCGUCGUUCACGGCAGCCGUUUCAAGUGGAACAACAAGACCAAUCAGCUUAUUCGUAGCCCGAAUGACAAACCGUCGAAGACUGUGAUCUCAAAGAGGAAACUUCAAGCCAUGCUUGAAUCCCCUGAGCCUUGUUUCCAAGACCGGGUUGUCCAGGAGGUUCUUUUGAUGGUCUUGGAACCGAUUUUUGAAGCCCGGUUUUCAGGUAAAUCUCACGCCUUUAGGCCUGGAAGGAAUGCCCAUACAGUUAUCCGCACUAUUCGAAGUAACUUUGCUGGGUACCUUUGGUUUUUAAAAGGUGAUUUGACUGAGCUAUUUGAUAAUGUGGAUGUAGAUGUAAUGAUGGAUUAUCUUCAAAAGGUUGUAAAAGAUAGGAAAGUAUUGAAUUUGAUUAAAUCCGGGCUUAAUGUGCGUGUUAAGAGGAGAUUAAAGAGAGGUGAUGAUGGUAGUGGUGGUGGAGAUUUGAAGAGCAAGAGAAGGAAAAAGAGAAAAGCCACGAAGAAGAGAAUUUUGAACGAGAACGAGCCUAAACCGGACCCAUAUUGGCUGAGGACUUUCUUCGAUUUUGCUCCUGAGGAAGCUGCUAAGGUACCUUCUUAUGGUUAUUGUGGAAUUUUAAGUCCUUUACUUGCUAAUGUCUGUCUUAAUGAACUGGAUCAAGUAAUGGAAGAGAAGAUAGUUGCGUUUUUUAGGCCGUCUAAGCACGAUUCGAUAUGGAAGGAUAGCAUCGAUGAUGGAUGCCACAACCCUUCUUGGCCUGAGUUUGUUCCUUCUAGUGGUAGAGAGAAGACUAGGAAAAUGGAUUACAUAAGAUUCGGAGGUCAUUUCUUGAUUGGCAUUCGAGGACCGAGAGAGGAUGCAGUGCAAAUUAGGAAGGAAAUAAUCGAGUUUUGUGAGAGCAAAUUUGGGUUAAGGUUGGAUAAUUCUAAACUGGAGAUUGAACACAUUAGUAGAGGAAUUCAAUUCUUGGAUCAUAUCAUCUGUAGGAGAGUGAUACACCCAACCCUUCGUUAUACGUCUAGUGGAGGGAAUAUCGUGAGUCAAAAGGAUAUAGGGACUUUGCUUUCGGUUACCGCUAGCUUGCAGCAAUGCAUACGACAGUUCAGGCGUCUUCAGUUUGUCAAGGGUGAUAAGGAUCCUGAACCUCUACCUUGCAACCCAAUGCUCUACUCGAGUCAGGCUCAUACGAAUUCACAGAUGAAUAAGUUUCUCGAGACUGUGGCUGAUUGGUAUAAAUAUGCUGAUAAUCGAAAGAAAAUUGUUGGCUUUUGUGCCUACGUGAUUCGAAGCUCUUUAGCCAAACUAUAUGCUGCUAGGUACAGGCUAAAGUCUCGUGCCAAGGUGUAUAAGAUAGCAUCACGUGAUCUUAGUCGGCCACUGAGGGAGAGUAGCAACAACUCCGCACCUGAAUACUCCGACCUUUUGAGGAUGGGGCUUGUUGAUGCGAUCGAAGGUGUUCAGUUCUCACACAUGUCUUUGAUUCCAUCUUGCGAUUACACCCCGUUUCCUAGGAAUUGGAUACCAGACCAUGAGCAGCUUCUGCAAGAGUAUAUUAGACUACAAGACCCCAAAUUCUUCUGUGACUUGCAUAGAACCAUAAAACGUGAAGGCCUAAGUUUGCCUCAAGAUGAGAUAUCUGAGAUCGUGUGGGAUUAUAAGACUCUGGGGAUCCGGAGAUAUCGACCUAACAGCGGCGAAGAAACAAAAGAGGGCUCCGAAUAAAAUGUAGGGACAAUGUUAUGUAUGUGCUCGGUUUCCCUUCCUCGAGGUAUGGUAGUUAUCUACAAACGAACCGAAUGCUAUCAAAGUGGGCGAUCUUGAUCUUUUACCUCUUGGGGAAAGUUCAUUUUACUAGCAUCAUUGGAGACCCGAGAGUGAAGGUCACGAGGAAUCGACCAAAUAUUCCUGCUAAAGUUUCGAUAAAUUGCGAAACGUCCCCCCAAUUCAACCCUGCCUUCAUCAGAGAUCAACAUUUGUAGAAUGGUGGGAAGCUAACCUCUGCUGUGUAUUCCAGCGACAGAAAUCCUAUCGGAUUCUCUUCACAUUCGGAAAAUCCGUCUAUGCAACUUCAUUGUUUGAAUCGUUGCUCUUUCCUUGCUCUAUCGACGGAGGCAUUUCUAC
Messenger RNA from Hibiscus syriacus, 2541 nucleotides. Its product is annotated as nuclear intron maturase 1, mitochondrial-like. NCBI's taxonomy places the organism in Eukaryota, Viridiplantae, Streptophyta, Magnoliopsida, Malvales, Malvaceae. Bases 43 to 2142 code for a protein of 699 amino acids. Gene Ontology annotation, biological process: mRNA processing. The record is from RefSeq and is a predicted model, not a curated record. The transcript has a single exon.